Molecule: messenger RNA, 1300 nt
Organism: Myotis davidii
Lineage: Eukaryota; Metazoa; Chordata; Mammalia; Chiroptera; Vespertilionidae
Gene: CDK3
Product: cyclin-dependent kinase 3
Exons: 5
Biological process (GO): regulation of gene expression; G1/S transition of mitotic cell cycle; regulation of G2/M transition of mitotic cell cycle
Cellular component (GO): cyclin-dependent protein kinase holoenzyme complex; nucleus; cytoplasm
Molecular function (GO): ATP binding; cyclin-dependent protein serine/threonine kinase activity; cyclin binding
Source: RefSeq, a predicted model, not a curated record
GACGUGGUGCACAGCGAGAAGAAGCUGUACCUGGUGUUUGAGUUCCUCAGCCAGGACCUGAAGAAGUUCAUGGACGCCACCCCCGUGGCCGAGCUCCCGCUGCACUUGGUCAAGAGCUACCUCUUCCAGCUGCUGCAGGGGGUGAACUUCUGCCACGCGCACCGCGUCAUCCACCGCGACCUGAAGCCGCAGAACCUGCUCAUCAACGAGCUGGGCGCCAUCAAGCUGGCGGACUUCGGGCUGGCGCGGGCCUUCGGGGUGCCCCUGCGCACCUACACCCACGAGGUGGUGACGCUCUGGUACCGCGCCCCCGAGAUCCUCCUGGGCAGCAAGUUCUACUCGACAGCGGUGGACAUCUGGAGCGUCGGCUGCAUCUUCGCGGAGAUGGUGACCUGCAAAGCUCUGUUCCCUGGAGACUCUGAGAUCGACCAGCUCUUUCGCAUCUUUCGGACCCUGGGGACGCCCAGCGAAGCCACGUGGCCGGGAGUCACCCAGCUGCCUGACUAUAAGGGCAGCUUCCCCAAGUGGACCCGGAAGGGGCUGGAGGAUGUGGUGCCCAAUCUGGAGCCAGAGGGCAAGGACCUGCUCCAGCAACUCCUGCAGUACGACCCCAGCCAGCGGAUCUCGGCCAAAGGCGCCCUGGCCCACCCGUACUUCUCGUCCACGGAGACCUCCCUGGCCCCCCACCAGUGUGUGCUGGAGCGUGUCUGCCGCUGAGGAUGCCGAGGCCGCCGCCGCAGAGCCUCCCUCCAGCUGCCGCCCGCCGCCUCCUCACGGCUCCCCGAGAAGGGGGCCAUGUUUGGGGAGAGGGCAGAGCUCUAAGGAAUUUGCAUCAGCCGGCAGAGGGCUGAGUUUGGGUUCAUCCUGCCAACAAGUUAGCGAGUUCCUGUGUUGUUUGUUGGGUUCGACGGUGCCGUUUCCAGACGGGGGCACAGAAGCUCCGUGUGCGAGGGGGUGUGAUAGGCCCUGGGUCUCCUGGCACGGGGGCAGCAGGCCAGGGAAAGCAGGAAGCCUGGCCCGCCAAUACUGCUGUGCGCAAGGCGCUCCUCCGCCCUUCGAGGGCCCAGCCCUGGCUGCAGGGCCAGACCCUGAGGGGAAGGGCGCCCUCUGCUGGUCUUUUGGAUUUAAAAUGUUUGGGGGAAGAGUUGAGUCCCAAGUUUAACAGGAAGGAGGGUGCGGGAGAGGGGACGUUUCCUGGUACUGGUGUGUGUGGCUGUUCUAAGUAGUUGUCACCUAGGAUAUGUGUACAUUUGUUUGCGUCUGGAUUGAAGAGCAGGAAAUAAAAGUGAUGCUCUGAGUG